Messenger RNA from Myripristis murdjan (pinecone soldierfish), 975 nucleotides. Its product is annotated as G-protein coupled receptor 183-like. NCBI's taxonomy places the organism in Eukaryota, Metazoa, Chordata, Actinopteri, Holocentriformes, Holocentridae. Bases 1 to 975 code for a protein of 324 amino acids. Gene Ontology annotation, molecular function: G protein-coupled receptor activity. Gene Ontology annotation, biological process: phospholipase C-activating G protein-coupled receptor signaling pathway; positive regulation of Rho protein signal transduction. Gene Ontology annotation, cellular component: plasma membrane. The record is from RefSeq and is a predicted model, not a curated record. The transcript has a single exon.
AUGGCAGAAAAUAUGACCACAACACUGAACUCGACCUCCUUCACAACUCCACCAUCCCCUCUCAAUACAACUGUCAUCACGUCCAAUGCCACCGUCAAACCCUUCAGUGUGUUUGAUGGAUGUGAUUUACAGGUGGAGGGCAUUCUCUUUGAUUUGACCGUGCAGAUCUUCAAUGUGAUUGUGGGACUUCCUGCCAACAUCCUCGUCAUUGCAAUUCUCAUCCACAAUCGCAAGGAGCCGUCAACAUCAGAUAUAUUCCUGGGCUGCCUGGCCUUCAUGGAUGCAUACUUUGGCACCAUGGUCCCUUUCAGCUUCCUGAACCUCUACUACUGGCACAGCAAGGAGGUGUGGUCCGCCAUUAAGUUUUCCUAUGGUGUAAAAGACACCAGUGGGCCUCUGUUCCUCUCCUGUAUCUGCCUGGACCGCUUUGUGGCCGUGCUCUUCCCUGUUGCAUUUAGCCAGCUGAAAGACACCAAGUACAGGGCAGGCCUCUCUGUGCUGGUCCUCUGCCUCACUUUUGCCUACGCCUCAGCCAAAACUGUGGGAGGUUUGCCCAACUUUGAGAAGGUGUUCACUGGUGAGGUCCUGGCCACAUUCACCUGGAUGAUUGUGUGUAACCUCAGCAUCCUGUGGGCUCUGAAGAAGUCCCGUGGGGCAGGAAAAGACGAGAUGCACCCCAUGAAGAAGAAAGCCUUCAAGAUGGUGCUCUUCAUCCUGUGCAUCAUCAUCUGCAACUAUCUGCCCCCUGUAGUGCUGUUCCCCUUUGAAGACUACUACCCCCCUGAUGCCUUCCGCUGCUACGUGCAGCCGGUGGGCUUCGCCUUCAUCAACAUCAGCAGCAGCAUCCAACCACUUAUCUACCUGUCCCGUUUGGAGCAGGUUCCCUUCCUCCCUGAUGCCUGCAUUCAGAGGUGUCGCACGUGCUGCAAGGCAGAAAAGAACAAAAUCCCACCUGCGCAAAACCCACCUGCUUAA